CACAAAGUGACAAAGAAGUUAAAAUUUUGAAGGACACAAAAGAAGAAGUUAAAAUUUGCAAAUAUAUUUCAAUUAAUAAAAAAAAAAGUGAAGAGCUUUCAUUUUCUCACCCUUCUCGUACGUUGGAAGAAUGAGAAACCACAAAUAUCGUGUAGUAUCAGUUACUCGUGUAAUUUUGGAAGAAUGAGAAACCACAUUGGCAUCCACAUUAUCAAUCUUCCGCUUAUUCAUUUAAUUUACCUUGAAAAUAUUCUAGCAAAACGAACCACAAAUAAAACUAUUGUUUGUCACUAAUUUAUUAAAACUAUGUUUUCAGUAAACUAAACUGCAUAUAAUCAUAAUUUAUAUUUUGUAGAUAGCUACAUACCCCGCCAAAAGGAUCAUGUUUUUCUACCUAAUAAUAACAUAAAUGAAUAGUAAAAGUUGUAUACUUCAAUAUAACUCAAGUCAUUAUAUCUUGCAGAGUAGGGGUUGGAAACGGAUUAACCCGGUUUUUUACAACCGUUUUGGCCAUAUCAGCAACCGGGAAUUGGAUUGGAUGGGGAUCCGGUUUCAACCGUGACCGAAUUGAUCCGGUCCGGUUUUAACCAAAAAACCUAGGUUGUGCAGGUUCCCACCAAAACGCUGUCGUCUACAAAUUAAAAAAAAAAAACAAAGUGUGGGACGCUCCGCUUCCCCUCCUCCUAGCCGCACAAUUUUUAUCUUCUCAAUAGUCAUCUUCUUUCAGUUUCUUCUCUUCUCCCUCCCCUCUAGCCCUCUUUUUUUACAAACGACGAUGGCGGCGAGCCUUUCUCCUGUGAAGCCGAUCAAGCAAGGCGUCCAACAACCUCUUCUCCUUCAUGUUUACAGGUGAUGACGAGCAGCAAGCAAGAGGCAGCGACGAGAAGACACAACGGAGAGCGGCAAGCAAUACGUCGCCGAUUGAAGGAAGUCCCAAGAGCGAGAUCGAGAUGGGGAUUGAAGGAGGAGAUAAGCGAAGAGGAAGGGCUUGACGAUGCGAUUCACCAUCUCCUCCUCGUUUCUCCUCAACGAAUCGGCCGGCGGCGAAUCGGACAGGAAGGAGGCUAUUGGCUGGCCACUCGACUUUUUCUCAUCUUCGCCAAGCCUCCGCUGCAAUUGGAAAUGGAAGAGAGAUCGAGGGAAAGACAGCCGCUGAGAAGAGGUGCUGCUUCUCGCAGAGGUGCGGCUGCGUGAGCCAUAGCUGAGAAAGGGAUUAGGGUUAGGAGGGCUUCUCUUGGGAUUGGGCUUCGUGUUUUUGUUGGGCUGGGGAUGUUUUUUAUUUUUUGUUUAGGGCAGGCUUCAUUUUACAGAUCAAUGGGCUGGUUUUGGGCUUAUGAAUUAUGAAUCCGGUUUUCCGGUUUUAACCGGAUUGGACCGGGACAGUGGUCAGUACAACCGCAAAUUGGAUUGGGUUGCUUGGAAUCCGGUUUCCGGUUACAACCGGAACGGUUUAAACUGCCCGGUUUCUGGUUUGACCGAAAACCGAGACUGGAUUUCCAGCCCUAUUGCAGAGCCCCCAUUGUGUAUCGAAUUGAUGCAUCAAUCCAAAUAGUAGUUAUUAUGAAACAAUCAGGCCAAAAUCAAGCUUUAGUUAGGGAUUUAAUUAGGCAAAAUUCACGCUAAGGAAACAAACCAAUGUCAUUACAAACGUCUAGAAAUGGGGGAAAACAUCGACAUUUACUACCAUUUUAUUUCUUCUUCGCGCCCUUUAUAAAAUCCCAAAUAUGUUCCCUCCUUAUAACCCCCUGUUACAUACUAUUUACUUGAUCAGAUCAUCGUCAUAUAGCUAGCUAGUAGCAUGUCACUCAUGAACAUAAUAAACAUAAUGAACAACUCUCACAACUAUGCUUUCCAUCUUUACAUCCAAGGAAUCGAGUUGCAAUAGGCCUCCAAGGAAAACGAUCAAUUAUUCAACCAAAGGAGAGAUACUCCAAGUCCAAGCAACGAACCCUUUGAAUUAUAUGUUACAUGUUUACAUCAAAGUAUACAGGAUAACAGAGAACCAUAAAACAACUACCUGAAUAACGAAGAAGAAAUACAACCAUUGAAUCGAAAGGAAAAUUUACUAUCCAGCCGCCGUAAUCUGGAAGAUAUUAAGAAAAGAAUGGGAAAAGACUAUAACUCGGCCAGUCAACCGCUAGCAGUCAGAUAUCUCUAAGGAAGAAAUAUCAAUUGCCCACUGCGGAUCAGAUCAAAAGGGAAGAGAUGCUCCAAGUCCAAGCAACGAACCCUUUGAAUUAUAUGUUACAUGUUUACAUCAAAGUAUACAGGAUAACAGAGAACCAUAAAACAACUACCUGAAUAACGAAGAAGAAAUACAACCAUUGAAUCGUAAAGGGAAAUUUACUAUCCAGCCGCCGUAAUCUGGAAGAUAUUAAGAAAAGAAUGGGAAGAAGACUAUAACUUGGCUAGUCAGCCGCUAGCAGUCAGAUAUCUCCGAGGAAGAAAUAUCAAUUGCCCACUACGGAUCAGAUCAAAAGGGAAGAGGGAGAAAUGAUAGGUUGGACUUUUCUUCGUCAAUAGGCAAAAAUAUGUUAGAGUUAUUCAAUUUUUUCCCAACAAAUCAGUGCAUCAUGUAACUCCCGCCUCCUAUUCUCCUACAAAGAGGGAAAAAAAAAUCAAUAUGCCUU
Molecule: messenger RNA, 2630 nt
Organism: Linum trigynum
Lineage: Eukaryota; Viridiplantae; Streptophyta; Magnoliopsida; Malpighiales; Linaceae
Source: the annotation of a GenBank genome assembly